This is a messenger RNA of Camellia sinensis, 471 nucleotides long. The record is from RefSeq and is a predicted model, not a curated record. NCBI's taxonomy places the organism in Eukaryota, Viridiplantae, Streptophyta, Magnoliopsida, Ericales, Theaceae.
AUGGUUGGUUCUGCAAGAGAUUUGGUUUCUUUAGUGUUGGUCUUUUUGAUGAUGAUCAUUAGCUUCUCAGAAGGCAGAGAGUUCUUGGUUGAAGGCAAGACUAACGCAUGGAAGACUCCUUCGUCUGAAUUUGAGUCUCUCAAUCUAUGGGCUCAAAACUCUCGCUUCCUUAUUGUGUGGAAUUAUGAUGGAAACAAAGAUUCGAUGGUAGAAGUGAGGAAGAGAGACUACAUUACCUGCAACACAUCGAGUCCAAUCAUAGAGCACAAGGAUGGUAACACCAAUGUCAAGCUCGAUCGGUCGGGACCAUUCUACUUCAUCAGCAGAGAAGAGGGACACUGCGACAAGGGCCAAAAACUGAUUGUGGUGGUCAUGUUUGCUAAACUAAUAUGGAAAUUGAUUUGUGUUCUGUUUGAUAUUGUUUCACAGGUAAAUUUCAAGAGGUUUGUGGGAAGUUCAGGAAGGCCAUAA